Molecule: messenger RNA, 693 nt
Organism: Cricetulus griseus (Chinese hamster)
Lineage: Eukaryota; Metazoa; Chordata; Mammalia; Rodentia; Cricetidae
Source: RefSeq, a predicted model, not a curated record
CCAAGCUGUGCUCAGUCUCACUAAGUAGACAAAGAUAGCCUUGAACUCUGAUCCUCCUGCCUACACAGCUCAAGUGCUGGGAUGACAGGCUCGUAUCACCAAGCUGGGCCCAUAUCUCAUUUUAAAUGGUCUCUUGCCAAAAUGAAAGGCACAUUGCAUCAGCUGACUGGAGAGGAUCUCCAGCCAGUCAAGCCCCACUGCAGAUAGAGAAAGACCCUAAAAAUAGCCUUCUGCGUGCCAGCUCAACAGGUGAUUGGCUCAGAGAGGGGAGGAGAUCCUCUAUGCGGGGUGAAGGAGAGAGAAAAGGACAGAACCGUGGUUCCCAGUUUCUCAGCAAUGGCUCUGCCUCUUAAGGUCUUGAGUCGGGGCUUGGCCAGUGCCGCCAAAGGAGACCAUGGAGGGGCCGGAGCCAAUACCUGGCGCCUCCUGACCUUUGUGCUAGCUCUCCCCAGCGUGGCCCUCUGCUCCUUCAACUGCUGGAUGCAUGCUGGCCACCGGGAGCGCCCGGAGUUCAUCCCUUACCACCACCUCCGCAUCCGUACCAAGCCCUUCUCCUGGGGGGAUGGCAACCACACACUUUUCCACAAUCCUCACGUCAAUCCUUUGCCCACUGGCUAUGAGACCCCUUAAAAGUCUUCCACUGUCUCCAAACUGAUCUACUGUGUACCAGCUAUGAAAGCCCCCAAAAUUCCA